CCCAAUGCCACUCGUUGCGCGUCUUGUAAUUUGGAGAGGCGUAUGCAACGCACGGCCCGUUCGCCUUUCCAGGUGGAAAUCCAGGAGGAGCCGAGAGCAAUUUUGAACCGGGACCACUGCUACUGAACCCGGUUCAGGACAGGUGAAAUUCCCAGCAGGCUGCAGUUUAAGGGCCACGGGAUCGAUUGUUCUUCAAGUGCGGGGAUCAGCGAACGCAAACUAUCCGCUCUGGACAUGGAUAAAGGCCAGUGGCUGAAGCGAGGAGGCUAAACUCGGGAUUUCCAGGGAUGUUUACGCACGUUGGAUUCACAUGUUUACAUCCGUUCUUCGGCUAUAUUUAUAGAUAUAUUAAAGUUGAUCUGAAUAAAACAAACAGACAAUGAAAACGAAGCAAAGCCGAUUGCUGCUGCUCUAAACCGCCGUUAGUUGAGACGCGUGAGGACAUCCUACAGAGGCGCCGAAAAUGAAGGAGAAAUCCAAGACGGCCGCAAGGACUAGACGAGAAAAAGAGAACAGCGAAUUUUAUGAACUGGCUAAAAUGCUCCCUCUUCCGUCGGCCAUUACCUCCCAGCUCGACAAAGCCUCCAUAAUAAGGCUGACAACAAGCUACCUAAAGAUGAGGAUUGUUUUCCCGCAGGGUCUUGGUGAGGCGUGGGGACACACGAGUCGAACAAGAUCUUUGGACAAUCUCGGCCGGGAGCUCGGAUCUCAUUUAUUGCAGACGUUAGAUGGAUUCAUAUUCGUGGUGGCUCCGGAUGGGAAGAUUAUGUACAUCUCAGAGACAGCGUCGGUCCAUUUAGGACUGUCUCAGGUAGAGUUGACCGGGAACAGCAUUUAUGAAUAUGUCCAUCCUGCCGACCAUGAUGAAAUGACUGCGGUGCUGACGCCACAUCAGCCCUAUCACUCACAUUUCGUACAAGAAUAUGAAGUGGAACGAUCUUUCUUUUUGAGGAUGAAAUGUGUGCUGGCAAAAAGAAAUGCAGGAUUAACCAGUGGAGGAUACAAGGUCAUCCACUGCAGUGGCUACCUGAAGAUCCGUCAGUACAGUCUGGACAUGUCACCUUUUGAGGGCUGCUACCAGAAUGUGGGACUGGUGGCUGUGGGUCACUCUCUGCCGCCCAGCGCUGUGACGGAAAUAAAAUUGCACAGCAACAUGUUUAUGUUCAGGGCCAGUCUGGACAUGAAGCUCAUUUUUCUGGACUCAAGGGUAGCUGAGCUGACGGGUUAUGAGCCCCAGGACCUUAUAGAGAAAACAUUAUACCAUCAUGUCCACAGCUGCGAUAUUUUUCACCUCCGCUGUGCUCAUCACCUCUUGCUGGUAAAAGGCCAGGUCACGACUAAGUAUUACCGUUUCCUUGCCAAGCACGGUGGUUGGGUCUGGGUCCAGAGUUACGCCACCAUUGUCCACAACAGCCGCUCUUCAAGGCCUCAUUGUAUCGUCAGUGUCAACUACGUUCUCACGGACACUGAGUAUAAAGGAAUGCAGCUUUCCUUGGAUCAAAUGAGUCCUACUAAACCGGCCUUCCCUUAUGCUGACAGUCACAGUGAGGACAGAAAAACGUCCAAGUCCCGUCUGACCCAGUCAAAGGCAAAACCUAGAGUAUCACCUUAUCCACAGCAAUUUGCAGCUUUUAAUCCAGAGCGUUCAGAAUCUGACCAAGACAGCCAGUGGGGGGGGAGCCCCCUGACAGACUCAGCCUCGCCUCAGUUGCUGGAUCCGAGUGAGGCUGCUGAGGCAUCUUGCGCCUACAGAUUGUAUCCAGACUCUGGAUCCCUGUGCUACGGUUUGGGUUUAUCUGAAGAUGAUCUCGCCCACACCCAAGCUCACCCUCACACCACCACCUGCGACCGUGUCCGAUGCCAAGGAGGCCGUUAUUUCCUGGGAACACCUCAGUCGGGUCGAGAGAUGUGGUGGGACACCACACGUUCUGUGCUGUCACUUCCAAAAUUCUCUGUGGACAACAGUGAGGGCUAUGAAAUCACAUCCUACCAUGGCGCCAUUCAUGGACGGGGCCACUGGGAUGAAGACAGUGUUGUGAGUUCACCUGAUGGAGGUGGGUCCACCAGCGAUUCGGGUGAGCGUUAUCACGGUGACCAGUUCCAAUCAAGUCCUCGAGAACCAAGCAAGAUGGAGACCCUGAUCCGAGCCACACAGCAAAUGAUUAAAGAGGAAGAGAAUCGCUUACAGCAACAGAAGGUGCUGCUGGACGUUUCAGGUCUCACCAAAACUCACAGUCCAUGCUUCGCCUCCUCAAUACCCCAUCAUUCUCAGCUCACCAUGCCCAGCGUGGUGUGUCGUGGUCCAGGGGCUCCCAGCAUCGACCUCCCAUCAGAGCGCCUUCAUCACCGGGAUAGCCUCAAAGCGCUUGGCUCCCACGACAAUGACGAAAACACAACCAGCCCAGUGUCAGUGUCUCGCCUCAGCAGCCCCGGCUCUGACGGUGUCCCCAGGCCUGGUCUCCCUCUAACCAAAGACUACAUGCCGACAGAUUUGUCACCACACCCUGCACAGGCCCACAGUAGUCCGCUGCUCUAUCCAGCCCAGGAGAGGCAGCAGAUGGAAAGGCAGGCGGCUUAUGCUUUGACCGGGUAUUCCCUGGAGCACCUGUAUGACCCAGAGAACUUGCGGAGUUAUUCUAGCCUGGCAUGCGGAGGAGUCCAGUAUGACGUGGCAUCUCAUGUGAGGAUGCAGGCGGAGCAGAUGCAAGGACACAAGGCCACCUCAGUUAUCAUUACCAACGGCAGCUGACAGUUUCUGGUGCAGAUUGAUUAUGUUGUCUAAAUGAGGACGUUACAGCUGAUGGCCACGUAUGCUUGAGCAUCAGUGACCAGAUGUCUGGUGCAAGAGACAAAAUGUUGACAAAAGGAUGCAAGACACCUUGUUGUUGGACUGAUGUCCUGUUGGUGGUCCAUUGAUCACUGCUUGUAAAUGUCAGGCUCUUGCAUUGUGCCAUUUUCCUUUCUUUGUUGUCAGAGGAUGAUAUUCCAAAGCUCAAAGGAAAUAAUAUUUAUACACUGCGUGGCACUGGGAAAAGUUUGCUCCACAACAGGAAGUUACUGUUAUUUUAAUGGUGGUGAACUGCGCACUCUCCCACCAGAAGGCUGGUUAAACAUCAAGCAAAUGUUUCUGUCUCACUCCCCUCACGCAUCGUUGGACAUCUGAGUUAAUCUGUCCAGGACGUGAUUUCCACAGACUGUAGGAAAAUGUGCUGUUCCAUUGCCCUUUUACCUGAAAAUCUCCAAGCUCCUCAAACGCAUUAAAGUGCAACAACGGAAAGAUCUGCAUUUCACUGUUGUAAGAUGUCAAUGUUUCCUUGUAUUUAUUAGUCGGUGGACUGUUUUUCUGCAUGUUCCAUUAUUUUCAGUCAAAAUAGAAAUAUUUUCUGGUGCAAAUAAAACAGUUUCUGUGAUUGGAUCAGACCAUCAUUACCAUAACAAAUAAAAAAAAUAAACAGCGUAGAAAACAAAAGGAAACAUUUUCCUUUGACAUGCAAAUGAGCAAAAACUGCAGGCGAGCAUGGCACAGAGUGAGAAGUUGGUUGCAUCCAAAUUAUGUGGAACAAAUGAAGGUAUUUUUAUUUUUUGUUGACUUAAUUUUACCAAAUGUGUUAGAUUACAAAA
Xiphophorus maculatus (southern platyfish) is the source of this 3621-nucleotide messenger RNA. RefSeq names its product single-minded homolog 1-like. The coding region runs from base 464 to 2749 and encodes 761 amino acids. Gene Ontology annotation, molecular function: DNA-binding transcription factor activity, RNA polymerase II-specific; RNA polymerase II transcription regulatory region sequence-specific DNA binding; protein dimerization activity. Lineage: Eukaryota; Metazoa; Chordata; Actinopteri; Cyprinodontiformes; Poeciliidae. Gene Ontology annotation, biological process: regulation of transcription by RNA polymerase II. The record is from RefSeq and is a predicted model, not a curated record. The transcript is spliced from 12 exons.